GUAAUUUAAUUCAAGCCAAAUUAUUUAUUUUCCUUUUGUAUAAAAAAACCCUGAAUUUCAAUGUGUGGUCUUUAAAAUAUUUUUCUGCUGGAAUGGAACUUCUCUCUGUAAAAGUGAAAAAAGGAAGGUUGGAUAAAACAACUGAAACAUCCAAAACAUAUGUUGUUUUAAAAGUCCAAAAUUUAAAAAGCACUACAAUAGAUAGAAGAGGAAGGGAGCCUUGCUGGGAACAAGACUUCAUGUUUGAAAUCUGUGCUGAUGGAAAGGGCUUCAUUGUAGAGCUGUGGAAGAAAGGCUUGCUCUGGGACAGCAUUUUAGGAGUUUUAUGGAUUCCCCUUGCCACUGUGGAAUAUGCAACCGAUGAAGGCCCAGGUUCCUGGUGGAGAUUGCAUUCUGAAGUAAUAAAAAAUGGAAGUGAGAUUCAAGGCACGAAAACACCCACUUCUCAUGAGAUCUUACUAGAUAUCUACUUUGCACUACCAUUUGAUACCAACAGAGAUUUAGAUUGCAGACAUUUGCACAGAGUGACACCCCUCCAAUGUACAAGACAUUCACAUCAAGAUACAAAUGACAGUCAGACAUCCAUGGAAAGUGGGCUCAGCAUACAAGAAAGCAAACUCAGGAGAAAUACAGACCAAGACAAUGGAGGUAAUUUUGCAAAAGCAAGAUGGGCCAGGGCUAUUCAGAAGACACUUCAAGAAUCCAUGUGCAACACAGUGAGAUUUUGCAAGACAUACAAAACCUCUUCAGGAUUUUGUUUUGAACAAGCAGAUGUGUGA
Onychostruthus taczanowskii (white-rumped snowfinch) is the source of this 779-nucleotide messenger RNA. Its product is annotated as protein unc-13 homolog A-like. Bases 93 to 779 code for a protein of 228 amino acids. Gene Ontology annotation, cellular component: synaptic vesicle membrane; presynaptic active zone cytoplasmic component; neuromuscular junction. Gene Ontology annotation, molecular function: syntaxin-1 binding; diacylglycerol binding; calmodulin binding. The record is from RefSeq and is a predicted model, not a curated record. NCBI's taxonomy places the organism in Eukaryota, Metazoa, Chordata, Aves, Passeriformes, Passeridae. The transcript is spliced from 8 exons. Gene Ontology annotation, biological process: dense core granule priming; neuromuscular junction development; synaptic vesicle maturation.